Messenger RNA from Oldenlandia corymbosa var. corymbosa, 300 nucleotides. NCBI's taxonomy places the organism in Eukaryota, Viridiplantae, Streptophyta, Magnoliopsida, Gentianales, Rubiaceae. The record is from the annotation of a GenBank genome assembly.
AUGGCGCCACAAGCUGCCGGUACCGGUACCAAGUCGUCCUUGUGGUGUAAAGGCUCGUCAGCGGCGGAGUGUCUGGCGGUGGCCGGCGGGGAGUACUCGGAGAUGACGUGGAUGAGUACGGAUAGCCAGCAGCGGCGCGUGUUGGGGACGAGGGGGACGACUUACAUAAGCUACGGUGCACUGCGGAGCAACUCGGUGCCGUGCUCCCGCCGGGGUGCUUCCUACUACAACUGCCUCCCCGGCGCCGAAGCUAACCCUUACACCCGCGGCUGCACCGCCAUCACUCGUUGCCGGAGCUGA